UUUCUUUUUUAUAAUCAUUUUCAAAAUCCUCUUCUCUUCUCUUCUCUACCAUUUUGAUUCUCUUUCAUUUUUCUCUGUAAUUUCGAUUCGAUCUCUGGCCCUUCGCAGCCUGAUGCCGGAGAUCGAACCCUACUCCGCCGGCAAUAAUGCCCUGUUUGGCAAGUACGAGCUCGGCAAGCUCCUCGGCUGCGGCGCCUUUGCCAAGGUCUACCAUGCCCGCGACCUUCGCUCCGGCCAGAGCGUCGCCGUCAAAGUCAUCAAUAAGAAGAAGAUCUAUGGCACAACGCUAAUGUCUAACAUCAAGAGGGAGAUCGAUAUCAUGCGCCGUCUUCGCCAUCCACACAUCGUCAAACUCCAUGAGGUUCUCGCUACCAAAUCCAAGAUCUACUUUGUUAUGGAAUUCGUCAAAGGAGGUGAGCUCUUUGCCAAGGUUGCUAAGGGCCGAUUCAGCGAGGAUUUGAGCAGGAAAUUCUUCCAGCAAUUGAUUUCUGCUGUCGGAUUUUGUCACGCGCGUGGGAUCUACCACCGCGAUCUGAAGCCGGAGAAUCUCCUCGUCGACGAGAAUGGAAAUCUCAAGGUCUCGGACUUCGGACUCAGUGCGUUAACGGACCAGAUCCGCUCCGAUGGCCUUUUGCACACACUCUGUGGAACUCCGGCGUAUGUCGCGCCGGAGAUCUUGUCGAAGAAGGGAUACGACGGUGCUAAAGUCGAUGUGUGGUCCUGUGGUGUGAUUCUUUUCGUGUUGAGUGCUGGUUACCUUCCGUUCAAUGAUCCGAAUCUCAUGGCCAUGUACAAGAAGAUUUACAAGGGAGAAUAUCGGUGCCCUAAAUGGAUGUCGCCGGACCUCAAGAGAUUUCUAUCGCGACUUCUCGACACGAAUCCUCAAACUAGAAUCACCGUCGAUGAGAUUCUCAGCGAUCCGUGGUUCAAAAAAGGACCAAUUAAGGAGAUCAAUUUCUACGAUGAUUACGAGAUGAAAUAUGAAGAGAAGGACGAAUCUGAAUCGAAGAAUUUGAACGCAUUCGACCUUAUAUCAUUCUCAUCUGGAUUAGAUCUCUCCGGUUUGUUCGACAAUUCGCACAACACAGAGGCGGACAGUGAGCGAUUCGUAUCAGCAGAGUCUCCAGAGAAGAUCGUGGAGAAAAUCGAAGAACUCGCUAGGGCAGAGAAUUUGAAGGUGAAGAAACAAAAGGAAUUUGGAGUUGAAUUGGAUGGGCAGAAUCGUAAUUUAUCAAUCGGAAUCGAAAUUUUCCGGUUAACCGACGGAUUGGUAGUGGUGGAGGCGAGAAGAAGAAGUGGAGAUGCAGAAUCGUGUAAGGAAUUGUUGAAGAAGAAGCUCAAAUGUCACCUCACCGGCAACGAAGCGUCGACGUCAACAUCACAACAAGAUUCCGGCGACCAAAACCAGUGAGACAUGUGGAAUUCUUCAGAAUCGAA
Molecule: messenger RNA, 1437 nt
Organism: Cucurbita moschata (crookneck pumpkin)
Lineage: Eukaryota; Viridiplantae; Streptophyta; Magnoliopsida; Cucurbitales; Cucurbitaceae
Product: CBL-interacting serine/threonine-protein kinase 11
Exons: 1
Coding region: 113-1411 (432 amino acids)
Biological process (GO): signal transduction; protein phosphorylation
Molecular function (GO): protein kinase activity; ATP binding
Source: RefSeq, a predicted model, not a curated record